UCCGCAUGGCCCUGCUGCUCUUGGGGCUCCUGGUCCUCCUGGGCCUCUGGGGGCUGCUCCGUGCCUCUGCCCGCAGCCCCUCCCCAGCCCUGCGAUGGCCCCCCGGGCCUCGCCCGCUGCCGCUCCUGGGGAACCUGCACUUGCUGAGUGUUUCGCAACAGGACCGGUCACUGAUGGAGCUCUCCAAGCGCUAUGGGCCAAUGUUCACYGUUCACCUGGGCUGCCAGAAGACUGUGGUGCUGUCCGGCUAUGAGGCUGUGAGGGAGGCCCUGGUGGGCACCGGGCAGGAGCUGGCGGAUCGGCCCCCCAUCCCCAUCUUUCAGCUCAUCCAGCAAGGCGGGGGCAUCUUCUUCUCCUCUGGGGCRCGCUGGAGGGCUGCCCGCCAAUUCACAGUGCGUGUGCUGCAUAGCCUGGGCGUGGGGCAGGCGCCCAUGGCCGACAAGGUGCUGCAGGAGCUGGCGUGUCUCAUGGGACAACUGGAUAGCUAUGGAGGCCGGCCUUUCCCUCUGGCCCUGCUGGGCUGGGCUCCCUCCAACAUCACCUUCGCACUCCUCUUCGGCCAGCGGUUUGACUACCAGGACACCAUGUUUGUGUCCCUGCUGGGUCUCAUUGAUGAGGUCAUGGUUCUCCUGGGGUCCCCCAGCCUGCAGUUGUUCAACAUCUACCCCUGGUUGGGGACCCUGCUCCAGCUGCACCGGCCUGUCCUGCGCAAGAUCGAGGAAGUGCGUGUCAUCCUGAGGACUCUCCUGCAGGCACGGGCCUCCCCCACGCCCCAGGGUGGCCCUGUGCAGAGCUACGUGGAUGCUCUGAUCCAGCAGGGCCAGGGGGAUGACCAAGAGGGGCUCUUUGCAGAGGACAACGCUGUGGCCUGUGUGCUGGACAUGGUCAUGGCUGGCACAGAGACCACCUCUGCCACACUGCAGUGGGCCAUCCUGCUGAUGGCCAAAUACCCAGGCGUGCAAGGCCGUGUGCAGGAGGAGCUGAGCCAUGUACUGGGCCCUGGGAGGCUGCCCCGGCCUGAGGACCAGAGGGUACUGCCCUACACCAAUGCAGUGCUGCAUGAGGUCCAGCGGUACAUCACACUCCUGCCCCACGUGCCCCGCUGCACAGCAGCUGACACUCAGCUGGGUGGCUACCUGCUCCCCAAGGGCACACCUGUGAUUCCCUUGCUGACUUCAGUGCUCCUGGACAAGACACAGUGGGAGACCCCAGAUCAGUUCAACCCAGGCCACUUCCUGGAUGCUGAUGGGCACUUCGUGAAGCGGGCCGCCUUCCUGCCCUUCUCUACAGGCCGCCGAGUCUGCGUGGGGGAGAGCCUGGCUAGGACGGAGCUCUUCCUGUUGUUCGCUGGCCUCCUCCAGCGCUACCGCCUGCUGCCUCCACCUGGCAUCAGCCCCACUGCCCUGGACGCCACUCCUGCCCCAGCCUUCACCAUGCGGCCUCGUGCCCACACCCUGCGGGCAGUGCCCUGGCCCUAG
Urocitellus parryii (Arctic ground squirrel) is the source of this 1478-nucleotide messenger RNA. RefSeq names its product cytochrome P450 family 2 subfamily W member 1 (gene Cyp2w1). Gene Ontology annotation, cellular component: intracellular membrane-bounded organelle; cytoplasm. Lineage: Eukaryota; Metazoa; Chordata; Mammalia; Rodentia; Sciuridae. The record is from RefSeq and is a predicted model, not a curated record. Gene Ontology annotation, molecular function: heme binding; iron ion binding; oxidoreductase activity, acting on paired donors, with incorporation or reduction of molecular oxygen, reduced flavin or flavoprotein as one donor, and incorporation of one atom of oxygen. Gene Ontology annotation, biological process: xenobiotic metabolic process.